ACAUACGAUAAUGAACUGAAAGAAGCGUGGAAUGCGUGCCGCGGAUAUCUGCGUUCACAGAAUCUGAAGGAAUUGAACCAGGCGUGGGAUUUGUACUAUAUCGUCUUUCGUAAAAUAUCGAAUCAGUUGCGACAACUCACUUCAUUGGAUUUGAAUUAUGUGUCGCCCAAACUAAUGAAAGCACAAAAUCUUGAAUUGGCUGUACCGGGAACGUAUGACCCCAAGGGUCCACUGAUUACCAUUGCAUCUGUUGGCAGUAAGUUACAGGUUAUCAGCUCAAAACAAAGACCGAGAAAAGUUACUAUCAAAGGCAGUGAUGGUCGUGACUACGCAUUUCUACUGAAAGGACACGAAGAUCCGCGGCAAGACGAGCGAGUGAUGCAACUGUUUGGAUUAGUUAACACUUUGCUACUGCACGAGUCAGAUACGUGUCGUAGGAAUCUAACAAUUCAACGCUAUUCAAUCGUAACGUUGAGUCAGAACAGUGGUCUGAUCGGGUGGGUGCCGAACUGCGAUACACUGCAUUCGUUGAUUCGAGAUUAUCGUGAGAAGAAGAACAUUUUGCUGUCAAUGGAACAUAAAUUAAUGCAAGCAUUCGCGAGCGAUCUCGAUCAGUUAACACUCAUGCAAAAAGUGCAGGUAGAUGCUUGA
Messenger RNA from Anisakis simplex (herring worm), 651 nucleotides. NCBI's taxonomy places the organism in Eukaryota, Metazoa, Nematoda, Chromadorea, Rhabditida, Anisakidae. The record is from the annotation of a GenBank genome assembly.